Microthlaspi erraticum is the source of this 735-nucleotide messenger RNA. Lineage: Eukaryota; Viridiplantae; Streptophyta; Magnoliopsida; Brassicales; Brassicaceae. The record is from the annotation of a GenBank genome assembly.
AUGGAAAUCGAGGUCUCCAGCUCGACUCACGAUACCGACACCCAAGCUAAUCGCGUCGAUUUGGAAAGUAUUCGUGUCAAGCGGAAGACGCUGCAGAAUUUGCUCGAGGAUUGCCAGAGAGCUAUUGAGCUGCUAAACCUCACCGAGAAUAGUCCCGGCGGCGAUACUUUCCAAGACGAUAACAGCGAACAAAGCGACUCACCGGACAGCGACGAGUUUUCGUCUUCCGAUCCUGAAGCUGAUAAAGUACCCUUACUCUCUUCGUUUUAUGAUCUUAUCAAAUCGAGAGUUGAAUGCCACGACUUCCGUGAAAAGAUAGAAUUAGCCCAAGUUUCAGUUCGCCAAGAUAUCGCAGAAGAGAGCAGCACUUGGGAUGUAGUUAGUGAAGAUGAUAUAUGGGAUGAAGGAAGUAUGGGUGAAACGGAAGAUGAUUAUGUGGUUGUUAGGGAAGAAGAUAUAGCAGACGGCAUUGCGUGUUUCAUGGCUACUUAUUUAUCAUCCCUUAAGCAGACUAAGGAUAUUUCUCCUGAUCAGCUUCAGAAAGCACUUAGCACGAUGUUUUCGGUGAAGAAGAGAAAGGGGAAGCUUCGGAAAGCGUGGGAAGGAAGUAAAGUUAUUUACAACGUAGCAUCAUGGAGCGCAACUGCGAUAGGGAUAUAUCAAAACCCGAUGAUCCUGAGUAUCGCAUCCAAAGCUUUCUGGGUGUCUUGCAAGGCCAUAUCAAAGCUUGUCUGA